Saccharomyces paradoxus is the source of this 573-nucleotide messenger RNA. RefSeq names its product Csm1p (gene CSM1). Gene Ontology annotation, biological process: homologous chromosome segregation; meiotic sister chromatid segregation; attachment of mitotic spindle microtubules to kinetochore. The record is from RefSeq and is a predicted model, not a curated record. NCBI's taxonomy places the organism in Eukaryota, Fungi, Ascomycota, Saccharomycetes, Saccharomycetales, Saccharomycetaceae. Bases 1 to 573 code for a protein of 190 amino acids. Gene Ontology annotation, cellular component: monopolin complex; nucleolus; chromosome, centromeric core domain. The transcript has a single exon. Gene Ontology annotation, molecular function: protein binding; microtubule site clamp.
AUGGACCCAUUAACUGUAUACAAAAACUCAGUGAAGCAGCAGAUCGAUUCCGCAGACUUGCUAGUGGCAAAUUUGGUAAAUGAGAAUUUCAUACUGUCGGAGAAACUGGAUACAAAAUCAAGCGAGAUUAAACAGCUGCAGAAGCAGAUAGACUCGCUCAACGCACAAGUCAAGGACCUGAAGACACAGGCUUCCAAACAGGGGGAAGACUCAGGGGUCAUAAAGGACCUUUACGAGUACCUCUGUAACGUACGUGUGCAUAAAAGCUAUGAAGAUGACUCUGGGCUGUGGUUCGACAUCUCGCAGGGCACCCACUCAGGGAGCUCUUCCGACGAUUAUUCGAUAAUGGACUAUAAACUCGGGUUUGUCAAGGGCCAGGCGCAAGUCACAGAAGUCAUCUAUGCGCCCGUGCUAAAACAGCGAUCCACCGAGGAACUAUACUCGCUACAGUCCAAACUGCCGGAAUACCUCUUCGAAACGUUGAGUUUCCCCCUUUCGUCGCUAAACCAAUUCUAUAACAAGAUUGCUAAAAGCCUCAAUAAGAAAAGAGAGAAAAAAGAAGAAACCGAGUGA